CCGAGAUUGUGGCUCGCGCUGAUCUCAUCGCGGAAAGGCAGCUUGCAAUUUGGAUGAUGGGAUAGCAAGUAAUGGGGAGCAAUAUUCAUGGAGAAGAUUGAAAUGGUUCUUCUCAUCUCGCCUGUGAGGCAUUGCUUGCUCCUUCAAGAACUGCGCUCUCACUCGACAAACUCGACCAACCUCUGUCUCCUCCUAUCCUGGGGAGUCUCUAUCUUGCAGGACUGCAUCACUGUCCCGUCGGUGUCGAGCAGCGUGAUUCGUGACGUGCCGGCGUCAGAGUCGACUUCUUCCUCUACCAAUGUUCGCCGUGCACUUCCUCUCCGGUGCUCAAAGACAAUCUUGCUUGGGUUUCUGUGCUGGAGCUUCUUGAACAACCUCUCCCUAUGCUCGCCUAACCGAAGUUUCACGAACGGGUCAUACCUGAGCCCGGCUGGGAUCCGUUGCAUGCCCAGGACAUCGCCUCUUUCAUCGCCCAAGUGGGCAAUGUCCAUCCCUGGCGCAAAGGACAUAUAGUACGCAAGGAAAGGAAGGAUUCCGGAUAAUCUCUCGCCGCUAUACCCUGCUGGCGGCUUCAGCAUCCAGUCAAGCUUUAUGAUUUGCGUGGGAAAGAGGUCGUGGUCGUGGGAACAGUCCUCAGAGAGCUGGACACCCGCAAGAAGCUCAAAGAGCUUCAAACUCGACUUCUUCCCAUUGGCGCCGUGGACGACCGUAACGCUUGCAGCGUUCAUGUCGUUCUUGGUGAAGCCCAAGGACACGAAAUCUUCAUGGUACAGGAUUGGGGUCUCGCAACCACUGUCAAGCAGCAUCUCGAAAGUGGUAUAUGCGGCUCAUAGGCAUCGGCAGCCAUGCCCCUGGCUUUCUUCAAUACGUCGGCACAGCUCUCGUCAUCGUCUACGCGUACCCAUUUCCUCUUCUUGAUCCUUGGCUUGUCGGAAGCGCCUUGCCUCAAGAUGCUCUGCUGCCCCUCUGUGCCUUCCAUUCGACAUGUGAGGGCGUUCUCCUUGCGAAAGCACAUAGGUAUUCGCAAAUGACAUUGGUCAUCUCGGAAUUGGACAUCGGGUUCGACGUGUUUUUUGACAUCGAGAAGAAGUGCUUUCUUGGCAUUUACUCCGUCUUUACCAUCGGCCAGCGGCGGCUCCCACCAGAGGAAACCAGGGCCAUGCUUGUCGAAAUACUCGUCCAGACGUUUCUUCCUGUCGAUAGCGAAUUCGGCCCACGUCCUACAGGUCGUGUCGACAAUUUUCCCCGCAAAGAUCAAGGUAUAGGUGCUCGAGCACUCGAUGUCUCCCUCCUGGUACCCGCGGAUCGCAGCUGAGAUGUUAGCUCUCAUAGGUUCACACUCAGGCUCUGUGCUUUGAGCAAGGGUUUCCUGCAGGACGCAGAGUCGAGAUUGUAUGCGCUCUUCUUUGAACGCCCGCGUCUCGUUGCGAGGCACAUCGUCCUCUGGGUCUGCCCGGGCACAGAUAUCUUCAUAUUCUCUGACUGCAUCCUGGCGCCGCUUGUCCAAAAUGUUCAGCUGGAAGCUCCCAGGAGACUGCUUGCGGUGGUGCUGGUGAAUGUGUUCCCACUGCAGCAUGUUUCUACGAGCGACCUCUUUCGCGCUGGGGUUUCCGGUGUCGAUAGAUGAUGACCCUAUCACUAACGAGGGCUGCCACUCGGUCUCCUCUUGUGGUCCCGAGUCGAACUCAGCUUCUUCAAGCGACGAUACUGCGUUCAAGCCCUCAAAAUCGGACGACAGGGUCUUUUUCUCGGGGCCUUUUACUCGCUGUGUCCCGGCGCCUUUGAGCUUCGGAGAGAAUUGGCUAAUCUUCUGAUCGUGCUUCUUCUCGGCCUCCGCAAAGGAGGCAAAGUUGCCAGGCUGUUGUCCCUUGACAGAUCCGACAGUUUGGCCGCCAUCAUUUUUGUUUACUCUACCCCGUGAUGGGCGGACGAGUUGCAGUUGGGAUCGCAGUUGCUGUACGCUCUUUUCCAGUCUUGUCCGAGGAUUUCCGACAUGGUCUUCACGAUCCAUGUUUGCUGAUUCUGCUCACUGCGGCUGAUCACUAGCUGACUUCCACGCGGUAGCACUGAGACACCGGGGGACAUGCUGAUACCCGUGGCCCAUCAGGCCACGGGUUCCACGGUGUUCUGCACUGCGUUCAAUUACAACAGCGAAGCCGCAGUGGAGCUUGGAACAAAGAUGCGACGUUUCCAGUGUCCAUGCCGGCAGCGUCUUUGAGGAACAAGAGCGCUGCCAGCCGGGACAGCUGGGAUACGUUUUGUCAGGGGCAUUCCGAAAGCGGCGGCUUUCAACUACUGGCUUCUCACGGCGGCUGUCAUUCAUUGUCGUGUUCGUUUUGGCCGAGUGUGGAAGCUCAACCCGGUGUAUCCGCCGCGGCUGGAAUGCAGGCCGGGUAGGUGUCCCGCCGCCACUUUAGUGAGCACGCUCUAAGAGGCCGGCCGGAUUCAAUGUCCCCGCUGAGAGGAUGGCCAGCAGACACGGUCAUUGUCCUUCGCGAUGCAUGCAAGCGUGCAACAUGCGCAAGCAGAUAAUAUGUCUAUUGCAAAGGAUCGUCCAUCCAGCCAGAGAGAUUGUUUCCUCCCUUCCUGCUUUUCUUUCUUUUUUGUGGCGCGCAAAAGAGUUCAGCCUACACAUUUCCCCGUCACCCUUCCUCAUUCUUUGAGACGACGACGGCGCACUUUAAUUUAUUCAUGACCGUGGGAGGUCAACUCCCUGCUGUCAGAGCCAGUUGAAUAUUUACUUAGUCAAAUUCUGGCCAUCUCUCCAGAUGGCGUCGGCAGUACUCUCCCCGCUCGAUGGUACUUUCGUCGCAAGGCUCCGGGGCCGUGUCAACAAUUCCCCGGCGCAUCAACACUGGCGAGCCCUUCUAAGCCACUUCGAGGGCAGAUCGGACUAUGAAAUCACGGCAUAUAUUGCAGAGAAUUUCAGAAACAACGUCUGGACAGGAAAUGAAGCGUGGUUUCGUGACCCAAAUAUUCAAGCAGCUUUCCGAGGAUAUGACCGGAACAGAUUCAAUGCGGCAAACUUGCCUCCGCUAGAUGACGCGGCUCGAAGCCAGUACAACCCGAGCAAUACGCUUGGGCGCGGUAACUUGUUCCCUACGUUCGUCCCGCUGCCUCAGGCUGAAGCUACCCUUAACCAAGAGGAAUUCGACGCGUUGUCGCCCGCAGAACGCCUGAACUACCAACUCACAGGCCAUUUUGGCGGCCAUCGCUUCCAACGUGUGCCAGGAGCAGCACCUGUGGCAGGCACCAAUACUGGCGGAGUUCUGAACGUCGAUAUUUUUGGCGACAAUCCUUUCGGUCCUACUUCUUGGCCACCAUCGAACCCGACUAGACCAGGAGACACGAAUCCCACCACCGAUGCUGGCAAUACUUCACAGCCACCGGUAGUGACUUUCCCUACAUUCACGGGCGACCCACUUACGACAUUCCUGCCCCCAAACAAUCUCAAUGCUUUGUCCACAGCAACCAGAGACCAGUCAACGGCAGUAAAUUUCACGUUCACCCCGGGGGUAACAACAACGCCUGUUGAGGACAUAUUUGGUACUGGCGGGACCACAUCAGGAACUGCUGACACCACGCCGGGCACUGGACCUCAAGCGCCAGUGUUACGACCGCUGCCUCCUAUUACAUUUCCCCCAGGGUGGCCGGUGACACAACCGCCUGCUCCCACCCGAGUGCCCCCGGGGGUAACAACAACGCCUGGUGGGGACAUAUUUGGUACUGGCGGGACCACAUCAGGAACUGCUGACACCACGCCGGGCACUGGACCUCAAGCGCCAGUGACACGACCGCCGCCUCCCAUUACAUUUCCUCCAGUGCGGCCGGUGACACAACCGCCUGCUCCCACUCGAGUCCCCCCGGGGGUAACAACAACGCCUGCUGGGGAUAUAUUUGGUACUGGCGGGACCACAUCAGGAACUACUAACACCACGCCGGGCACUAGACCUCAAGCGCCAGUAACACGACCACCACCUCCCAUUACAUUUCCCCCGGGGCCGGUGGUGGCACAACCGCCUGCUCCCACUCGAGUCCCCCCGGGGCCGGUGGUGGCACAACCACCUGGUGCUACUCGAAUCCCCCCGGGGCCGGUGGUGACACAACCACCUGGUCCCACUAUGUUCCCCACGCGGCCGGUGGAGACACAACCGCCUGGUCCUACUUUGUUCCCCACGGGGCCGGUGGUGGCACAACCGCCGACGUCUACUUUAUUCCACCCGGGGCCGGUGGUGACACAACCGCCUGGUCCUACUUUGUUCCCCCCGGGGCCGGUAGUGGCUCAACCGCCGACGUCCACUUUUUUCCCCUCAGGGAGACAACCUGGCGGUGGAAAUGGUAGAUCAACCACACCUGAUCCCGGGCUCCGGCCGUUGACUCCCGACGACACACCCACGCGUCCUCCCACGCGUCCCGGGCCUCCUGUUCCUCCCGGGCCUCCUGUUCCUCCCGGGCCUCCUGUUCCUCCCGGGCCUCCUGUUCCUCCCGGGCCUCCUGUUGUUCCGCCAGGUUCCCCUCCAACUGAUGGCAGCGUGCCAGCUCCCAUGCAGCCAUCACCAGCUGACAUGCUGCACUCUUUUACCUGGCACGGUCAGGCUCAGCCGCCGGUCGGCACGCGACUCAGGGCAGCUCAGAUCCUCCUCGACGAAGGGGACAUCGACCGGGAAAUGCAUUGGGAGAGGAAUGUUGCAGAGGUGCACGAAUUCUUGAACUGGCUCCUUUCGAGUGAUGAGGCCCCGCGUAUAGGCCCCGAAUCGAGACACAUGGCCGAACAGUUGCUUGAAAAGGUCCAGGCGCACACCCUCUUCAACGACACCCACUACGGGCCUAACACGCCCAACAAGGUUGUUACCUCGGAUAUGAUCCCUGCGCGUAAGCCCAGGUUGAAGUACAACGGAAAGCUGCCACUGCUUUUUGGCAGGGACCACAACGACCAGAAUCACUUGUUGCCCUCGGAGUUCCCCACACACCCGCGGGCAGAGACGGUCGUGAAUGAUAUGUGGCUUACCGAUGUCGAGAAGCAAGACCCGCGUAUCACCGAACAGAACCGGUCGACGCAGCAAGACCAGCUCUCACACGACGAAGAAGCACUGUGGCAGGCCGCCGACCAAGCACUGGAUAAUAAUGCUGCCUUCGUGCAAGAGCAGACUUUCGAGCAGUGUAUCGCCAGGGACGGUAUUGGCUUCCAAGGAUGGGUUGAGUCACGUCUGGAAGACGGCGGGAAUCGUCUUUCCAAGAGACUGUUCGACGGCACUGAGCUCGCGGCCGACAAGCUAAGUUACGCGAGGGAGAGGGCUUGCCGUCGCGCAGGCCUGCAGGCUGCAUUGCGGCAGUUCAGCAGCCAUGAGAACACGGUCGCCAAUACGCCUUGGCGCCGUGUUCGCCUGGCCCUCUCGGCCGAAGAGGUCGGAAUCAUGCGGAAGAACACCGGCGCUGGACCCACGCGCAAGUACGAACUAGCUAAGCUGAGGCCAAAUCAGCUCGAGAAGACAGACGGCAAGGACGACCCCCAGGGCUUCACUGCCAACAUGGUCAAGUUCUGGGCGGACCGGAACAGGGAAAUGGCAACGGCGCGCGAGGCGGUGGUAAGCCGCUUGGGCUUCGGCAUGUUAUCAAUAUCUUCCUCAGCUCUUCCUGGAGUGCAGCAGACGGUGCUGCCGCCCAUGUCACUAUGGGGUGCCUAUGUUGACAGUGGGCUGAGUGCUGCAGACGAAUACCACCGGCAGAUGUUGAGGGAGAUGAGGACUACUAGGCAGCUGUUUGAGCGGGAGCUAAACAUCGCACCUCGACCCCUCUUGGCGCAGAUGGAUGUUGUUUACAGGAAAGGGUUCACCGGCGCAGAUUCCAUGUACACACGGGAUGGUCAGCAGCAGAGUAUUAAUCUCCUAUCUGUUCGCGAACGAGAUCUUGACCAGGACGGCAACAGCCGAGAUCUCGACAAGAUGGAGAUCUACUGGAUCCGGUUUCUGCUCACCCAAUCCAUCACACCCGAAAUGACGCAGCAGCUAGAGCCUCGCGCGUCAAUGUUCAUACUGUUUGCCGACAAGUUAGCACGCAUAUUUAACGACGUCUCGGAUCCGCUGUUUCCAGACAAUGGGACGAGAGUCAGCGUUGAGGACCUCCUUGACUACAUUCACGACAAGAGGGACGGCCCAGUGACGAGGAUCAGGUUCUACGCCCACGAUGUGCAGAUGUGGCUGGAGCGCCUCCACAGCCAAGGACGCUGCCGUUACGAAGCCGACUGGCGGUGCUAUGGUUGGGUGCAGCGCCCCGUCCCCACAUGCCAUCCAGAACAGCUCGUCAGGUGGACUGUGCCUGAGCGCUCCGAGGAUCUCCGCCCAUUGGAGAGGGUCGAGGACGUGGUCUCUGCUCCUCGGUUUGAUCGCCUGCGAACCUGGCAGUCGCUCGUCAGAAGGUGUCUUCACAAUAGCCCGCUAGACCAGAGGGUGGAGCAAUACUUCCUUAGUCUCGCAUACCGCUGGGGUUACUACAUGGGGAAGUUGACUAGUUUCGACGGCGGAUUGGAGCAGAAGUGGAAGGACAAACAGCCCAGGCCGGCUGGUGACAUGUCGAAUGCAAUCCAAGCCUACAGGGCCGAGUUCAACAGGAUCACGCAGUGGGAGCGUGGUGCUGAGAACCCGCUGGUCAGGCUUGUCAAGGCGACGCUGCCCGACAGGGCGAAUGACGACGCCCUGACGGCAGAGGCCGCACUGCAGCUUGUACGCGACCACAUAAUCAAGGAGGCCGUGAAGAAAGACAAUAUGCUGUGGCCGGGCCGCCGUGCGAACGAUUACCUGGACCCGCUCGACGAGAAGGUCCGCUCCAAGGUCUGGAGCUGGGCCAGGCCCGAGGUCCGGGGCGAGGUCAAGAGGUUCUUCAGCGUGAACAGGUGGCCUUUGCAGCUCCAGACGGAGAGGAGGCAGGGCAUCAUCACGCGCGACGAGGCGCUCGACGAAGAUCUGCUCUGGAAGCCCGAGCUCGAAGACCCGACCCCCUCCAAGUACUACCGGCCCAAGGCCAAGCCAUACAUUGAUCAAAAAGUUGAGUACAGGACGGGCCACAGGAAGUUCCUCAUAGGUGAUACGCCGCGCCAGAAACAAUUUGUGAUAGAUCAAAUGUUUGCGCAGAUGGGCAGAGCUUUGGCAGCCAAUAGAGAUGACGAUGAUCCAGACGAUCAAGACACUGGCAUCAGCGAGAAAUUUCAGGAGUGGUCGACCUACCUGUUGGACCGAUACAACAGCUUCUUCGACGACGACGAUGACGACGCCGACGACGAUCCCAACCGCUACGAGGAGCCAGGGUCGAGGCUUCGGAAAUUCCACCGCGAUCUGAUACCUGAAAGUUUCGACCCUAGAACCAACAAGAGGGGUGCGGACGAGGAUGCCGCGGAUCAAGGUGCUCCCAAGAGGGUGCGACGUAAUGGACCAGGACAGGCAGAUCAAGCGGCAGCAGCAGUAGCGAUGCCAGAGGAGGCCGACCAAGAUGGCAACCAAGACGGCAACCAAGACGGCAACCAAGACGGCAACCAAGACGGUGGGGCGUUGGGAUGGCUUGGAGAAACACUGGCUGGACUCGGCUCUAUUUAGGAAGAUCAGGAAUUGUUCGUCUGUAGUCUGUCUGAAGAGCGGACGAGCUGUGAUCUGUAGUGGUGGCUCUAGCACUGGCAGUCGGUGUGGCGCUUCUUAUUGAUUCCAUACAGGAAUGAUCUGUUAUAUACUGCUUAUCGUAGGACAAUUUCCACUUUCAAA
Messenger RNA from Diaporthe batatas, 7748 nucleotides. RefSeq lists its product as uncharacterized. The coding region runs from base 2769 to 7586 and encodes 1605 amino acids. Lineage: Eukaryota; Fungi; Ascomycota; Sordariomycetes; Diaporthales; Diaporthaceae. The transcript is spliced from 4 exons. The record is from RefSeq and is a predicted model, not a curated record.